CUCCUCCCCUCGCCUUCCUCGCCGCUUCCCCAGGCACUCUCCCGGCGGCGGCAGCUGCGCCGCCAAAGCCCCGGGCCCCAGCGGCCCCCCACCCCUCACUCGCGCGCUCCCACACUGCCUCCCCCCCCUCCCCGGGGGGAAGGCCUUUUAAUUUAUUUAUUCUGCUGGGACUGAGGUGGGGGGCUCGGCUGGCGGGGGAGAGGGGGGUCUCCACGGCUUCUACCUCCCCCGCGGCUGGGGCUACCCUUCGAGCUACGGAACACUCCACGGUGUGCGCCCCCAGGGCCUCCCAAACUGUUUCUAAACUGCCCAGACCGGAGGUGGACGCGUGGAGGCUCGGCGAAAGGGCUGGGUUUCGAGUGGGGUGAUUGUGUGUGUUCGACUACUAGGAGCCUGGGGAGGGAGGCAGACGUCGACCCCAAACGAGUUGCAAUCGAGGUAUCUCCGAUCCCGCUUCCUCUUCGGCCCGCACACCCCCUCCCUCCCUGGAGCUGUGCUGGGGAGGGGAAACCAAGAUUUGGAAGCACCUUAGCCUUCACAUUCCUGGGAGGAUACAGCCCUCGCCUGGAACUGGAAGAUAGCUCUUUAUUUUUUUCCUUUUUUCCUCUCUUUUUAUUUUUGGAGGGGAUCGCCCAGUGAUUGUCUUGAACACAUGCUUCUUCCUCCCUCCUUCCUCCAGCCACCAGCGACGGAGAGUCCCCUUUUUUGCAUUUAUCAUUUUCCUUCCCCUUUCUUUAUUAAAGGUCCGGGAGUGGCGGCGGCCAAUCAGCGCUCGGCUUCCAUUUUGUGAGUGCAACUCUGAGGCUUCCCCGGCUUUCGCGUGGAUCUGUUUGCAGACCUCUCGGUCUCUCUUUUGGGCUGCCGAGGCGAAGCAGCCGCCUCGCCGGGGCUUCGUGGUGGUGUAUUUCAUAUUGGGGCUCUUUUUCGGGGUUUGUAAUUUGGCCGUGGGUAGGUAAUUGGCUGGAGCAGGGCGGCAGGGCGCGGCAGCCAAUCAGCACGCGGCUUCUAUAGGGCUUGAGUUAUUAGACGCUGAUCUCAAAACAUCCUUCAUCAGACUCCAAGGAGAGGCCAACAGAUGAGGGGAGCCAUUUUUCUGCAAUGGAAUUAAAUGGCCAAGUGGGUUUUUCCUUUGUUGCAAAUGGGGAAUGCUUUUCCUUUGACUCCACCAUCCAGUUCAGGACGCCUGAAUGUGUUUAACAUUUGCCAAAGGACUCACACUUGGAAGAAUGAAGAAGACCUUUUAAAAAGAUCUGGAUCUUUCCUUAUGACUUGGAAUCCAUCUUUGUCUUGUAUAACUAGGUCAUAGCACACUAUUAAUGUCAGCAGUUAACAGUUUUGAAUUCAAAAAAACCUAAGUAAAUGACAUAUUUAAUUUUUUUCCUCUUUUUUUCUUGGGUGGGUGGAGGGGAGAGCUUGGAGCUGUCUUAAUCUGUAUUCUCUUGACUGAACAAUAAAUUUUUAAAUAUAGUUUCCUCUAUUAAACACUUAAGCCUGACCAUCUUAUUAACUCUUUUUUAACAAGGUAAUGUUUUAAAUGUAUAGUUGUAGCGAAAUGGCAACAAUAACAAAAAUCUGUGAGCUGUUGUUACUGUUAAGUUUUCUAAAAACCUUUUACAUUGUAAGUACCCAAUCCAUUCUGUCCUUACUGCACUUGAGUUUUCGUGUUACUGUCGCCUGAGAUGAACUGAAUUUUCGGAACCUUCAUCUGCAUGUGUUGUCUUUGUCUCUGUCUGAUGUAAGUCAGUUAAAAUGCUUUUAGACCUUUGCUUCUAUAAAAAUACGAUUUUUUUAGCUUCAAGCUUUUUGGGGGAAAAAAUGUUUACAGCAAUAGUUGCUAUUCAGAUUUCUUCCCAGUAGCUCUUAACACUUUCUUUGAAAAUCGAUCUAUUUGAAGAAAAACAGCUGUUUUUCUCGACUUGGGUGUGGGGUGGUGGAGGGUGAAAGAAAGGAAGACCUUUUGUAUAAAAAAACUGAAAGCCGUCACUGAAAAUUAGAUUAAAACUGGACAAAAAGCCCUAGCCGGUUCAAGCCAAACACCUACGUUAACUCGGUGGUAUUUUCUCUGUCGGUUGGGAUGGCUGGUGAGCUAUUUUGCCUUUUGUUUGAUUUGACUGUGUUUUUGCCUUUUGUUUCUUAAUGAUGAUCACACCAUUGGUAAAUCCAGAGCAGUAAACAGUCCUCAGCGAAGCCGCCUUUUUGCCAGCCCAACCCUGGAAAGUUUGCAGUCGUGGAAGGAGCAGAAAUACCAUGAGUGUAACUUACAAAAAGGUAACAACAAAAGGACACCAUAACCCCAGAUUUUUACCUCAACUAAACAACCAAACAAUACCCCCUCAAAAAAAAAAAAAAAAACCUUAUUUUUAUAAUAACAUCUCCAAAAACACCGCCCAGCUUUUUCUUCUAGACUCCAUGGCACCGGGCUGAGCCGGUAAGUAAAAAACUAAAAUUAAAAAAGAAAAAACAAUUUAAAGUAUAUUUUGCCCCCUUCGAGGAACUCGAUUGAGCAGGCCGUGGGCUACAGAUGAUUGGGAGCUGGGGUUGAGCUUGAGUUUGGCAGCCGAUUGCAGUGGGCGGGUGAGGGGACGAGGACUCUCCAUACCCCUGUGCCUCUUUUGCCCCAAAGGCGAGGAGAGCCUGUCCCCAGUACCCUGGGGCAUCCAUGGAGCUGUCUGCGUUAGUUCCUUUGGCUCGCCUCAGGUCUGAACCUUGGUGGCAGAGAAGAAAUUUCAUGUGCUUUGGAGAUGGAGGGGCUGAAAAAGCGAGGAUACCUUCCCACCCAAUCUAAGGUCUCGUUCCCAUUCGAUUGUGGGUGUUUCUGCACCCGGAAGCCAGCUCUUCGGGGCUCCGGGGCUCGUCUGCUCUUCCAAAGAGAAAAAGGACAAAAGGCCGGCGUCCAUGUUGGCACCAUGACGCAGCAUCUCUCCCGCCUGCAGCCCGGCGCUGCUUGUCCUCCGGGCCGCGCUCGCUCCUCCCUCCCAAACACGAGUUUUAUUUUCAGGUUUUUGAGCCGAGCCGAGGGCUGGGUCGGGUUGGAGCCAAAGCUGAAGCCGCCCGGCCGUUCACUACUGCUAUGGCUAAUGGCGGCCGGCUUUCCUCCUUCCUUCCGCCAUCCUGCUUUCCCCCGGUUGUCGCUGGGAGCCGGGAGGCAGUACCGGGCCCUAAGAGCCUGCGAGGCACGGCGCCCGCGAUCCUGGUGACGGGUCUCGGGGGACCUUAGGCCUCGGGGGGGGGGGGCGUCGCGCACCAUAAUUCCCGACUCGCUCCCCCCAGCCCCCUCCCCGGGCGCGGCUCGGACAGUGGCGGCCGCGGGGGAAGCCGAGGCCGGGUAGGGCGAGCCGCUGGAGGCGGGUUGAGGACCCCGAUCUCCGUUGCAGCCCCGGACUCCCAAGGCCCACGCGGGCACGAGGCCUCGCUCUGGCUGCCCUUGCCUGCCGUUCUGCCUCGGAACAGGAGCCAGUAGUAGCCAAGGGCUAAGCCAAGGGCUCUAGCCUCCCUUCACUGCCCACUCGGCUUCAGGAGACCCACCCCUGCCUCCCCCAGUCGUCCUCUGAUUGUCGAGCCGGAGGGGCGGGUCUCCCUUUUUGUCCCCACUUUGGGUUAGAGGCCCUCGCCGAGGCUGAGUCCCUUCACUUGGACGCCAGGGGCACAGCCUCCAUCCAACCCAGCUCUGUGGGUUGGAGGUCUUGGCCGGAGACCGGAGCAAUGUCUGUGUUGUCCCCACAGUAGACACUCCUUGCUUCCUCUGGACAACUGGAGCAGGCCUAGUUUGACUGACAAGCCUUCCCACUAAGGGCAGGAAGACUAUGAUCGGCUGCGCCCGCUGUCCUACCAGAACACGCACCUCGUUCUCAUCUGCUAUGACGUCAUGAACCCCACCAGUUACGACAACGUCCUCAUCAAGUGGUUCCCUGAAGUCACGCAUUUCUGCCGAGGGAUCCCCAUGGUGCUCAUCGGCUGCAAGACGGACCUGAGGAAGGACAAGGAGCAGCUGCGGAAGCUCCGGGCGGCCCAGCUGGAGCCCAUUACCUACACACAGGGCCUGAGUGCCUGUGAACAGAUGCGAGGCGCGCUCUAUCUGGAAUGUUCUGCCAAGUUUCGGGAGAACGUGGAAGAUGUCUUCAGGGAAGCCACCAAGGUGGCCCUCAGCGCCCUGAAGAAAGCACAGAGGCAGAAAAAACAGAGGAUCUGCCUGCUGCUGUGACCCUAGGGGCAGAGGGCCUGAGUGGAACUAACAUAGCCGGGGACCCAGGCCCAGGCUCCUUCUGAGGCUCUGCCCCAGCGCAGCCCCCCAGUGUCUGGCAUCUGGGGCUAGACGCUCAGAACAUUCUGGAAUGGCCCCCCUUGGGUUCAGGCUGCAGUGCACUGGUGAAUGAGGGCGCCAGACCCACCAAUGUUCCUCUACCCUGGGACUGGCAUUUGUCCCAGGCCACAGAGGCGCCCUUGUCACAGCUCCACUUUGCCCCAAGCCAUGCGUGUCUCCCUUUCUAAACCCAACUCAUGCCUGAAACUCAGAACGGCACUGAGAGCUGUGGGUAAACACGGAUGUGCAACGCGGUUCACGAGAGUCCCGAGCCCAGUGUUUCUGUCACUGUCUCCCUGAGCUCCUGAGAUAGGCUGGGCUACAUCCUCCAGCCUCUUCCUGCUUCCCCUCAGGAACCUGGGGACCACAGCCUAUCAGGAGAACACAGGCUUCAAGCCGGACAUGGGGCUGGCACCAGCCUCUCUCUUCCUACCACACUGAGGACUUCUGUCUCAGGCUUGGUCACAGUCUGAGACACAUGUUCAGAGGGAGAAGAAACAAUCUGUCAAAGUGUCAAAUAGACUCGGGCCAGCCAGCCCACCCAUCUGAUCCCUGUUCCAGGUCUGAUCUCCAACCCCCUCGCCCCCCAGCCAGCUUCCAUUGGAAAUUCCUAAUGGUCAGUGCUUGUCCUACCUUUAGGGGCCUCAGGCAAAUGGGCUCUCCCUAGACUAUGGCCCACCUGUAAAGGCCAGGUUUGGGCUAUUUAGAUAGUCAAGCUUCUCGCCACCUGACUCCAUUUCUGCUUCUACUGGGUGUGGAGCUCAGGAGUGGACUACCUCUGCCUCCUUCCAGAACUGACAUGGCCACCCCCACCCACGCUGGACAGUUUCUCAGAACUAGCCUGCUGACCACCAGUGUCUGACCACGUUCUGGAAGGUCUAGAGUCUGCCUUUCAGAACUGUUCAAGCCCAGUGUACCAGGUAGGUUUAGGGCCUCCAGGAUGGAAGGCACCAUCUGAGAAGCCGUCACGAUCUUGGCUGGCCUGUCUGCUACAGCGCCACUUGACUUGGCCCCCCGGAGUCAGACUGCCAAGGAAAGAGACUUCCGGCCCCCUUCCCCAAAUGCUCCAAGGCCCUGCUGUCCCCUGUGGAACCAACCAAGACCUCGUGUUCUCUCAGAAUCGAUGGCCUUGUGGACAGAUUGCGGUGUAUACAGCAGCAGUCAGCAAACCACAGCCUGUGGGCCGCAUGUGGCCGCUGCCUGUUUUUGUAAAUAAAGUUUUAUUGAACAGCC
Messenger RNA from Rattus norvegicus (Norway rat), 5533 nucleotides. NCBI's taxonomy places the organism in Eukaryota, Metazoa, Chordata, Mammalia, Rodentia, Muridae. The record is from RefSeq and is a predicted model, not a curated record.